CUAAAUUAGUUAACGGGACAUAGGAUGCAGUUUCCGCGGAUAAGCGGAACGAUUCAAGCGGAUCAGUAAGGUUUCUGCCCGGAUUUUGAGAGCCCGUUUCCGCUAACCGCCGGAAGUGUGGAUUCGAGGACGCUUCUUGGAAGAAUCCGCUAUCCGCUGUUUGCACAGACGGAAUUAUGUCGAGUUUGACUGUGAGAGACCCGGCGAUGGAUCGAUCACUGCGUUCCGUGUUCGUGGGGAACAUUCCAUAUGAGGCAACGGAGGAGCAGUUAAAGGACAUUUUCUCGGAGGUUGGUUCUGUUGUCAGUUUCCGGCUGGUGUACGAUAGAGAGACGGGAAAACCCAAGGGUUAUGGCUUCUGCGAGUACCAAGACCAGGAGACCGCGCUUAGUGCCAUGCGGAACCUCAAUGGGCGGGAGUUCAGCGGGCGAGCGCUUCGGGUGGAUAAUGCUGCUAGUGAAAAGAACAAGGAGGAGUUAAAGAGCCUAGGGCCUGCAGCGCCCAUCAUUGACUCACCCUAUGGGGACCCCAUCGAUCCGGAAGAUGCCCCUGAAUCAAUUACUAGAGCAGUCGCCAGUCUUCCUCCGGAGCAGAUGUUUGAGCUAAUGAAGCAGAUGAAGCUCUGCGUCCAAAACAGUCACCAGGAAGCUCGAAACAUGUUGCUUCAAAACCCGCAGCUGGCUUAUGCGCUGUUGCAGGCACAAGUAGUGAUGAGAAUCAUGGAUCCAGAGAUUGCUUUGAAAAUUCUGCAUCGUAAGAUACAUGUCACGCCGCUGAUCCCUGGCAAAUCUCAAUCUGUCUCUGGCCCAGGCCCCUGCCCAGGACCAAAUGUUCUCCUGAACCAGCAGAACCCUCCAGCCCCUCAGCCUCAGCAUUUGGCUAGAAGACCUGUGAAAGACAUUCCUCCUCUGAUGCAGACUCCUAUCCAGGGUGGAAUUCCAGCCCCGGGGGCCAUCCCAACUGCUGUUCCUGGACCUGGAACUGGUUCCUUAACUCCUGGAGGAGCAAUGCAACCCCAGGUUGGAAUGCCAGGGGUUGGCCCAGUGCCUUUAGAGCGGGGACACGUACCGAUGUCAGAUCCCAGAGCUCCUAUACCUCGUGGGCCCAUGACUACUGCUGGCCUGCCUCCUAGAGGACUGUUAGGAGAUGCUCCAAAUGACCCACGUGGAGGGACUUUGCUGACAGUUACUGGAGAAGUAGAGCCCAGAGGUUACUUGGGCCCACCCCAUCAGGGUCCUCCCAUGCACCAUGUCUCUGGGCAUGACACCCGUGGACCUUCCUCACAUGAGAUGAGGGGAGGGCCAUUAGCAGAUCCCAGAAUGCUAAUUGGAGAGCCCAGGGGACCCAUGAUAGAUCAAAGGGGUCUACCCCUGGAUGGUAGAGGUAGUAGAGAUUCUCGAGGGAUGGAGACUCGAGCCAUGGAAACCGAGGUCUUAGAGACACGAGUAAUGGAGAGAAGAGGAAUGGAGACCUGCCCAAUGGAAGUUAGAGGCAUGGAUGCAAGAGGAAUGGAGAUAAGGGGCCCUGGCCCCAGUUCAAGAGGCCCUAUGACCAGUGGAAUCCAGGGUCCUGGUCCCAUUAAUAUGGGGGCAGGUGGCCCUCAGGGUCCCAGACAGGUUCCAGGCAUUUCAGGAGUGGGAAAUCCUGGAGCUGGCAUGCAGGGAGCAGGCAUGCAGGGGGCAGGCAUACAAGGGGCAGGUAUUCAAGCAGGGGGCAUGCAGGGGGCAGGCAUACAAGGAGGAGGCAUGCAGGGGGCAGGCAUACAAGGAGGAGGCAUGCAGGGGGCAGGCAUACAAGGAGGAGGCAUGCAGGGGGCAGGCAUACAAGGAGGAGGCAUGCAGGGAGCAGGCAAGCAAGGUGGAGGGCAGCCUAGCAGUUUUAGUCCAGGGCAGAGCCAAGUAACUCCCCAGGAUCAAGAAAAAGCAGCUUUGAUCAUGCAGGUUCUUCAACUGACUGCAGAUCAGAUUGCCAUGCUGCCUCCUGAGCAAAGGCAGAGUAUCCUGAUUUUAAAGGAACAAAUCCAGAAAUCCACCGGAGCUUCUUGAAGGAUUUUAGAAAAUACAUGGGAGUAAUCUCAAAGUUAAUUCUGUUGCAUGGAGAAUGGGUGCAAAAAGCUGAUUUCUGCAUCCUCACACUUGAAUGAUUAGAGUUUAACUCCUCCUAGAGCCUAAUUUCAUUUAUUCUUGUUGUCUUUUUCUUUCUGUUUUCCUUUUCAUUUUUAAUUGGUGUUAGGGGGAGGAGGGAGUGGGCCUGUUCACUUUAAGUCACCAGAAAUAUACAAAAGUAACUCUGAACAUGAUUAUAGUUUAACAAAUAAGAUUACAAAGAAUACGCAGCAAUAUGAAAGGUCUCUGCAGUAUGUUAACUACAUUUUUAAAUAUUGAGUAGAACUAUGUGAAAACUGCACAUAGAGACUAAGGUAACCUGUGUUAAAAUGGUAAUGUGCUAAGACAGUUUAAGAUUUUAAGUUGUAAAAUAAAGACUUUUACCUCAGAAUUAUAAAGAUAAGUGUUUUGGUAAGCCAUUUAAAAUACAAAAUCCUAUUUUGGGGUUAAUGGGAUGCCAUAUUAGGUUAAGCAUUGUUUUAGUGUUUUUGAAUUAUUUUGAAAUGUUAGAGCUAACAGGAUAAGUUUAAACUUGUGGUAUUGGAAUUGCUUUUUUCUAAAGCUAUGCUACCUGAAAAAUCAAGGAAUGCACCUGGUUUUAUGUUGCUUCAUUUAUCCCACCCUUCAGAGACACUAUUCUGGUCUAGCUUUGAUUAGAUUCAGUCUCUCAGUACCUUCCCUUUUCUUAACAGUCUUUAAGAUCUAAGUCAAAUCUGGAUAAUUUUCACAUGGAAAUUUGUAUCAGAGCAAGUAUUAGUUAACAGAAGCCUAAACUUCCACGUAGCCAGAUGAUCUUACUCUGGAGAAGAAAAAUAUCUGGUUACGUAGUUAAAAAUAUUUAAUACAAGGAAAGAGCUAAGACUUAGAAAUUGAGUUAUUUUUCCCUUUAAGGUUUUUACAUCCUAAAUGGUAAUUAACUCUUUUUACAAAGUUCUUUGCUGCGCUGUUGUUGCUUGCUAUUUUACUAUUGUUUUUUGUACAUACUGUUAACUUUCCCAUGUUUUCUAUGUGUUUCUCCCAUGCUGGAGUGGUAACUCGCCUUCAUAUAUAUGAUUGUUCUGGUUAAUACUAAUUCAUAGUUGGUUUCAUUAUCUUGAAAUUACAGUUUUAUCACAAAGUUUUAGCUGAAGAGUUCUAAUGAUGAAAACUAUUGUGUUAUGUUCUUUAUUGUAGUAAAAUUGGCAUUAUUUAAUGCAAACUAAAUAAAAAGAAAGCAUAAUGAAGGC
Choloepus didactylus (southern two-toed sloth) is the source of this 3331-nucleotide messenger RNA. It is a transcript of the gene CSTF2T, whose product is annotated as cleavage stimulation factor subunit 2 tau variant. The transcript has a single exon. Gene Ontology annotation, cellular component: mRNA cleavage and polyadenylation specificity factor complex. The coding region runs from base 177 to 2045 and encodes 622 amino acids. The record is from RefSeq and is a predicted model, not a curated record. Gene Ontology annotation, molecular function: mRNA binding. Lineage: Eukaryota; Metazoa; Chordata; Mammalia; Pilosa; Megalonychidae. Gene Ontology annotation, biological process: mRNA 3'-end processing.